Vigna umbellata (rice bean) is the source of this 960-nucleotide messenger RNA. The record is from RefSeq and is a predicted model, not a curated record. Lineage: Eukaryota; Viridiplantae; Streptophyta; Magnoliopsida; Fabales; Fabaceae.
AUGACGGAACAGAGUGAUGAAUGCCAGAAUGAAUUUCGUGCUUCGCCUUCAAAACUGUUGCCUAUCAUUCAAACUCAGUCUUCUCCAUCGCACAACUUCAAUGAUAUGUCGGAAACAACCUCCCCCCUCAGCUGCCCUGUUCAAGAUGUCGUCGAAUCUCUUCCGAUGUCGUCGUCGUCUCAAACAUCACAACGUGACAACAUGCGAGUUCAGUCCAAAAAAUCGAAAAGGAUAACUUGGACUACAGAAGAGCAUAGACGGUUUCUAGAAGCACUCAGUAAAUAUGAGAAAGGAAACUGGAAACAAAUUUCAGCAUAUAUUCAAACAAAAAAUGUAACUCAAGUAGCCAGUCAUGCACAAAAGUAUUUUAUCCGUCAAGGUAGAUCAGAAGAGCAAAAAAAGAGAAAAAGCAUUCAUGACAUGGUUUUGGAUACUAAUAUUGAUAAUGAGAAUUCAUCUUCUUCUAAAACAAAUCCUGCAAUUUCACAAUUUUAUGAGAUACAACCAUUGCAAAUACAACCACAACAAUCAAUACCUCCUACACAGUAUAACCAGAGACAACCACCGCAGGUGCAACCACUGCAAAGACAACCACUGCAAUCUGUACAUCAUACACAGUUUAACCAAAGACAAACACCACAGGUGCAACCACUGCAAUCAGUACAUCAUACACAGUUUAACAAGAUUCGACGAACACAUAGUGUAAUGGAGGCGAAUUCUUUCAACAAGAAAGCUCAUCAUCCUACACAGUUUGCCAAGAUGCAACCAGUACAUCCCAUGGCAAGUGUGAAUUCCAACAACAUAGUUCAUCAACCUGCACAGUUUAAUCCACCAACAACGAACGUCUUCCUGCAGGUUAAUCCCGUCAACACCAUAAUUCAUCAUCCCUCACAGUUUAAUCAAAUGCAACCGACAAGAGAAACAGUGUAUACUAAUGUUAAGAAUUGGUCAAGAGGAUGA